Messenger RNA from Ramularia collo-cygni, 1536 nucleotides. RefSeq names its product probable splicing factor 3a, subunit 3. Bases 1 to 1536 code for a protein of 511 amino acids. Gene Ontology annotation, molecular function: zinc ion binding; RNA binding. NCBI's taxonomy places the organism in Eukaryota, Fungi, Ascomycota, Dothideomycetes, Mycosphaerellales, Mycosphaerellaceae. Gene Ontology annotation, biological process: mRNA splicing, via spliceosome. The transcript is spliced from 2 exons. The record is from RefSeq and is a predicted model, not a curated record. Gene Ontology annotation, cellular component: spliceosomal complex; nucleus.
AUGAUCUACGAGGAACUACGAGGAUUGCACGAGGACAUUGAGCGGUUGGAGCAGGCAGUGGCCGACCGCGUGCUCGAAGAGCCCAAACACAUCCGCAGCCGCCUCGUACGCGACCAUGAAAUUCGCAACUUCCUUGAUCGCAUCCAGUCACAGUCGCAAAGUGCUCUCCGAAUCUACGAAGAUCGAGAAGCGCGCACACAGGAAGUGCAAGCCAUCAGCACCGGCGACAACUUUGAGACAUUUCGCGAGGAAGUAAGCAAGAUCAAGGCCUUUCACGAGCGGAAUCCCGGCGAGCCGGUGGAGAACUUGGAGCGAGCAUAUAAGCGACCAGAAGAUGGAGGACCUCAGGCGGGUUUCGCUGGUGACAUGGAAGUCAUGUUCAACAGCGAGGAGGCAUACGGCAGAUUCUUUGACUUGAUUUCAUUACACGAGCAGUUUCUCAAUCUGCCUGGGGUGAAGGGUGUGCGGAAAGUGUCAUACUUGCAAUAUCUGGACAUCUUUGACGCAUUCACGCCGCCCAAAUGCAACAUCACGCGCCAGGACAAGAUGACAGAGGACUACUUUGCAUACCUUGGCUCGCUUUCGGAAUACCUCGAGACAUUUCUACGGAAGACAAAGCCGCUGGAGGACUCCGACCGACUGCUGAGAAGCUAUGAGGAGGAGUUUGAGAAGGAAUGGGAGGAGGAUAAAGUGCCUGGAUGGGAAAGCAUAAAGUCGUCAUCUACAUCUUCGGCACCAGUCACGGAAGGCACCGGGGAAGGUGUAUGGUGUCCAGACUGCGCAAAGGAAUUCAAGAAUGACAACGUCUACAAGGCCCAUCUUACGGGCAAGAGGCACAUCAAAGCCGUGGAGUCAAGAACAGCAUCAGGUUCCACAGCACCCAAUACCAAUGGCGCAUCUGCAGCGAUCGCUAGACUGAAAGAACGCGCUGUCGCCGAUCGGGAGCACCGCAUUCGAAAACUUGCAUCUACAAUGCAGACCGAGCGUGAAGACACCAGGGUAAACGUGGAGCGCAAAGCGGGCAUGACAGACAAGGAGCGUCAACAAGAAGCCAACGCUAUGCUUUACGCAGACGAAGAAUUUGCGGCUGCGGCUGCCAACGGAGGCGAGGACGCCAACUCCGACGACGAGGUCGAGAAGGUGUACAAUCCUCUCAAGCUCCCGCUAGCCUGGGAUGGCAAGCCCAUUCCAUACUGGCUAUUCAAACUGCAUGGUCUCGGAGUCGAGUUUCCGUGCGAGAUUUGCGGAAACUUUGUCUACAUGGGUCGCAGAGCAUUCGACAAGCACUUUUCGGAAGCUCGGCACGUCUACGGUCUUCAAUGUCUAGGCAUCACGAGAUCAACGGGGCUGUUCAGGGAGAUCACAGAGAUUCAGCAGGCGGAAAAGCUGUGGGCGAAGCUGGAAAGCGACCGACUGAAGGAGAUACAGCGGAAGGGUGGAGAGAAUGGGGAGGGCGUGGUGGAGAUGGAAGAUCACGAGGGCAAUGUCAUGCCGAAGAAAGUGUAUGAUGAUUUGGCGCGCAGUGGGUUGCUUUGA